AAUUGCAUAUAAGAAUUGUAAGGUGUACCUGGCAGUUCCUGUACACCUCCUGUUUGUUGGCUUAGUGCCACAAGUCACACCAGGAUACAUGGAGACAGCAAGAUAAACUGUCCUAUCACAAAUAUUACAAGUAAAACUUGUUUUUACUAAAAAUCUUGACAAAUGUUAUGUUAAUUCAGCACAAAUUUAGUCCUACAACUCUCCAUGGUAAUCAUCAUAAACAUUUAGAACUAGUCUUGAAAAAAUACCUAAAAUGUCAAAGGUGUCUGUGCAGCACUCAUAUUUAGUUGCAGUGCUGUUCCCACCGAAUGUUUUGUCCUCUACACCUGGUUUAAAUAUCAAAAGCACACACCCAGAGUUACUUGUCCUAAAUUCCUCGAGCAGCUCCCAUGGGCUGUAGCCUAUGUCACCACACUUAAGGCACACGGCAAUGGAGCCUACGAUGGCUCUUUGACGCAACUGUCCACUUAUUGGUCGGCUGUGAGAAGAGAGCUAAUAGAGGGAGGAUAAGGAGGACUUCGCGCAGGUCACAGUCACCCCUACCGCAUGGGACUCGCCGUGUCUUUAUUUUCAGACUAGUAACUAAGGGCAGAACAUUUUGCAACUCUCUGAAUACAUUAAAAAGCCUUUGAAGGGCUCACUUUGUUUACUUCCCCUUCCAUGGUCAAGUCUGCGAAAAGUAGUAGCGCAUCUGUUACUGACGUCUUCUGGCUCACUUGUUGCGCUGUGCCGGACUGGAGGACUCACCUGACAUUGAGAAUUAAGUGUUACGCGCCAGGAACGGCUCUCUAAUCUCUGAUCUCUUGGAUUACUCCUCCAAUGGACGCGACUUGGCCUCUGUCUGUGAUUUUUGGCCACACUUUUACGCACAGUUGGGACUACUUUGGUGCGCAUUAUAGCCCGCACUUUUAGAUUUUUACGAUGGAUUAAACAUUCAUUUUUUGUUACACAAUGGUUUGAUCAUUGUGUCGUGAACACAUUUUUGGAUUAAUAAAUCGCCACCAUGCACUCUCAUCACGCUAAAUAAUGAUGAUUGGGUUCCAGCAGCGCGCGGCGGUACGUUGGAUUAACCGACUUUCUACCAAUCUGCGAUCAAGCACCUUUUUAUUCCUUUGAGACUCUUUUGACCUGUUUUUAUCUAUUCACGGGCGAUGGAUGGUGAGUUGAGACCGAGGCUCUGUUUCCUCACUAAAGGAGAGCGCGGAUAUGGCUUUCACUUGCACGGGGAGAGGAAUAAAGGCGGACAGUUCAUUCGGAAAGUGGAACCGGGCUCCUGCGCUGACUUGGCCGGACUAAGAGCAGGAGACAGAGUGGUAGAGGUGAAUGGAGAAAAUGUGGAAAACGCAACGCACCAUGAAGUGGUCAGCCGAAUCCGAGAGGUGGAUUUCCGCACAAGGCUGCUGGUGGUGGAUAGAGAAACAGAAGAGUACCUCCACAGUCGUGGCUUGACCUGCACAGAGGCUCUGGCCAUUGAAAUGGGCACUCUGUCCCCACGUCCCUCUCCAGCCCCCACUCCCAGCACCUCACCCAUCCCACCCUUCCUGCUAAGGGAGCUCGAAGCAUUGUCCCCCAAAACGAACCGCACAUAUGCCCUGUCCGCAGUGCACCCCCUCACCAUCUCGCACUCUCCCACUCCGACAAUCACUGAUGGGAAGUCUUCAAGAAACUCUAUUGCUUCAAGCAUCACUGCAGACACAGAGUUGCAGGGAGAACCUUCACCUGAGCCGACCCCCGACCUCCUACCUCGUCUGUGUCACCUCCUGAAGAGCGACAGUGGCUACGGCUUCAAUCUCCAUAGCAAAAAGAAGAAGGCAGGGCAGUUUGUGCGAUCUGUGGAUCCUGGCUCUCCAGCUGAACAAGCAGACAUUAGGCCAGGAGACAGGAUAGUAGAGGUGAAUGGGUUGAAUGUAGAUGGGCUCAAACACUCGGAGGUGGUGACUUUUAUCCGAGCUGGAGGAGACGAAGUGCAGCUGCUUGUAGUGGAUCAAGAGACUGACGAGCUCUUCAAGCGCCUGGGAAUCACACCCACAACCAGCCACGUCAAAGAGGUCUAUGUGGACGAAGUUUCCACUGAAAGCAUCCCCCCAACUCCAUCUCCAACUAUCGACCUCUCAUCGUCCCACCCCCCAAUCAUCAAUGUCACCCUUACGGACGGCUCCAUCAGCCCCAAAUCCUCUCCCAAAUCUCGGACCAACGGGAGCACCGCGUCCCAGUCCUCCAGAAGCUCCACCACACAGUCCGAGAUCAGCAGCUCUGAUAUGAGCAUUCAGGUCCCAGAUGAGGAUGACAGGUGUGUGUCAGACCCCUUUGCGGAGGGCGGCCUGCGCUUGAGUCCGACAGCUGCAGAGGCCAGGAAGAAGGCCGUGGCCAGUCGCAAUAAGAAGAGAGCACCUCCAAUGGACUGGAGUAAGAAGAAAGAGAUAUUCAGUAACUAUUGAAAACUACAGUGGUAUGGAUAUAUAAAGUAUCUAAUUUGAAGUAGGAUGUGGACAGACAUUGGGGUUGAGGUUGUGGAUUCUCAGCUGAAGAACACUGUAAAACAAGGGCUUUCUGUGGAUCAAUCGAGCAUCGCUCUUGCAUGAUCAGUUAUUGUUCGGUUAUGAGUAGUGAGUGACUAAUAGAGAGUGCACUUUCCCUCUUUUGUGUGUUUGCUACAGUAUCAACAACAAUGCAAUCAUUUAUCAGCUUUGUGUCUGGACUGUAAAGUGCUGCUGUGUUUAUAUGUACAUUAUCAUAAAAGUAAAAUAUGUGAGGUAGUUUUUAGAGUAUCUCAUUUACAUUGGCUUGUACAUCAGCUUAAUUCAAUUUAAAUGAAGAAUGAAGAAAAUUGUGUCUGAACUUAUUCUUGACCAAAUGAAAAAUUGAAUAUUGUUUAAGUUUGUUGUAAUUAAGCUUCAGACUCUGUUAAGUAAAUGAUGUACAUAAUGCCAUACAAGGGGUUUAAUAUCAUAUUGGGCUCCUCCCUCCAAAUGAGGACAACAGUAAAUCUGAAGGGAUGUGGAUAAACAAAAGGCUGAAUAAGGACAGGCACAGGAGACGAACAGGAAAAGCCAGCUCAUGUCCUUCAGAUGAAGAUGCUCAACUCCUGUGUCCUAAAUGUUACACUCCAAACAAUGAGGACCUUCUCACAGUGUCUAUAUCAGAUGCACAGAUAUGAAAAUAAGACUGGUCCCAUUUCCUACUUCAACCUGUGUUAGACCCACGCAGGAAGGGAGGAAGUGCUCAAAAUCUCUACUCUUUAUACUAAGAAUAAAAACAAUUCCAGUUUAUUAUUACUUCUACUAUGGGACAAAAUGUACAGAAAAAUAUCUUUAUAAAGUAUAGCUCAAAGAAUUUCUGUUUGUAUCUAGUUCCAUUGCACCUCUUGCUGCCCUCCUACAGCCCACAUUGUGAUGGAGAAGAAAAGAUGGCAUGCCAUGUAAGUUAAGCUGGUAAUUAUAGUCUGAUGGUGAGUCAGAUAGACACUGCACUGGGAUUUAAUGGGGAAUUUGUGACCAGCCUCUAAACUCCAUUGUCUCCUGCAGGUCCCAGUGCAGCAAAGGAGGCCAAAGAUAUGUCUAAAAGAGGCUUUGAUGUGAAUAAGUUGGAAUUUCUGCCCUAGAUAAACAUUAUUCAUUCACAUGGGAAAUUGCUAAUGUGAAGGAUCUAAUGCUGGAGAUGCUAAAAAGUGAAAUAAUAGACAUUUAUUAAUAUUAUUCUGUUUUUGAAUAGUUCUCAUAGGGCCUUUUAGCUCUAGUUUUCCAAACCAUUUAUCAAACAUGUGAAAUACAUUUUAUAUAAACUUAAAUUUAUCAAAAUAUCACAAUCAUAUCUUAAUCCUGUUGAAUAAGAUUAACACCCAAUAUAAUAGUGUAUAUUAUUUUAACUUUUCUGUAAGUUUUGGAGUUUGGUUAAGUUUAUGCAUCAUGUCAUUUGAGCCUUGAGUCACAGAAAAGGAGGACACACACAGAUAAUGGUGUGAUGUCAUUACUCAGGUUAAACUACGAGCAUUAACAAUCAGUAGCACAUAUACAACAUAAUUAUGUUUUUGUUACUAACCUGUGUAAGACAAGGGGAAAGUAAUUCACACAGAAAUGAAGGUCUGCCAAAUUACAACA
Messenger RNA from Periophthalmus magnuspinnatus, 4097 nucleotides. RefSeq names its product Na(+)/H(+) exchange regulatory cofactor NHE-RF2 (gene nherf2). Gene Ontology annotation, biological process: protein localization to plasma membrane. The coding region runs from base 1152 to 2438 and encodes 428 amino acids. Gene Ontology annotation, molecular function: signaling receptor binding; protein-membrane adaptor activity. The transcript has 6 exons. Lineage: Eukaryota; Metazoa; Chordata; Actinopteri; Gobiiformes; Gobiidae. The record is from RefSeq and is a predicted model, not a curated record. Gene Ontology annotation, cellular component: apical plasma membrane.